GAUAUGUCAGCGCUAAUGCGCGUUGGAAUUGGUCGAGGCUGCACACCGAGACUAGGGAGCGCACGCCACGGCACAAGACGGCACGGACGAUGAGAUGCACCGCGUGGUUCGCAAGGAUACUGUAUCUGAGCGCAGUGACCAUACAGUAACAGUCAAAGUGGCGACGCCGGUAAACGCUGUGCCGGUUAGUAUGGAUGCAUUCGAGAGCCUUCCUCGGGGGCCAAGAUGUUCGUUCACGGCUUAUGGCCCCUGCCCUACUCCCUGACUGUUUUGUUGCUUGACAAAUUGAUGGCUUUACUCCCACUGCAUUGUUCCACAAGAGAGAGAAAGGGGCACAAGACAUCGGCAAUCCGGCCACUGAGAAGAAGGCUGCUGGGGUUUGCAACCAAUACAUCUCCACUCCUCCCCCAUCUUCGAGCUCGACCUCGACGCUAUUUCCAGCCCAGGCUCUCCAAUGCUGGGCAGGCUGGCCAGGCCACUAACCCAUGUUGCUUCAUGCCCUCCUUCUGCCUUGCUAUCGUACCUCUCGCAUUCGCACAUCUGGAUCCGCGCCUUGACCACCAUCUGGGCAGCCAGGACCACCAAGAGCCGGCUUCUCUUCGUUUCUUCUCAUACCCUGGCCAAUAUCCCCUCUUCCAAUCAUCAGCUCCAUCUUCUGCUCUGGAUACCUCUGUACUGCUGCAAAAUACACAGCCGCAUGUGGUCUGGCCUGCUUGGCGCCCCAGCGACUGGCCCAUCCGUCAUCAGCCCCUCGUGGACAGACGCCUCUCCACCCCAUCUUAUUGUUGCGGCCAGGAUUGGACUUUGAAAUCCGUGCGAGGCUACUAGUGUCUUGUUGAUCGGUUCAAACCAAGAAAAAAAGCGAAAGACAGGAGGCGAGGCUAGAGCCCCCAUCAUCACCAUCAACAUCAACAUCACAACUACCAUCUCCCCAUCCUACCUAACAACAUAUCAAAAACACAUGUUGCACGCAGAACCCCUUCAACAAAUCCCCCAAUCCUAUCCUCAUGAUCCUCAUGCUCUUUCUUUUGGAUCCCCAAACAUGUCUUCAACUACAGUGAAAACCGCGACAGGAACUGCUGCGGCACCUGUAAAGAAAACCGCAACCGCAGCUUCUACUACAACAACAACUGCAAAGAAGACCACGGCCAUGGCCUCGGCAACAACAGGUCCAGCAAAGCCAAAGCCAAGCAUGACCCAGAUUGAUCACUUGCAGUCGCUCCUCAUAAGCCACGGUUUUGCUUGUCCGCACUUCCCAAAGCUCAAUGCCGCGACGUCGUCUUUUCCUAGCUGUCUCGCCUUCUUUGACACUCAGGAUAAGCGUAAAAUCGUAUACUUUGAGACCAACAAACUAUGCAGCAGCUGCUGCAGCAAAGUUGCUCCGCGUGGAUUCAAUGUCUGGAUCCAUCCCAAUACACACCCUCUCGCAUGGCGAGGAAAGCCAGAACCUCUACCAAAGCCUAUGCCAGCAAAUGCUGCUGCACCACAAGCAAACACCAAUCGUCCAGUUCAAAAGACGAUAGAAUGGCAGCUUGUGCAAGCAGGAACCACUCUUCCUGCGCACAGCGCAUCUUCACUAGCAACGAACGCAACACCAAGGACAGCAACCACGAAGCGAACGAAUUGGGGCCUGUUCAAGCUGCCUACAACAGUCCGAAUCCCGGCCGAUACAGCAACACAAGGCGCCUUCUCAUGGUUGAGAAGAGACAAACGUCCCUUCUUUAUUGAGCAGCUGAAUGCGACAAAGCUGCCAACUCCAUGGAGUGAAAGCGUCGCUCGCCGCGAUGUCAAGACCGCUAAAGAGCAUGGCCGUACAGACAUGCCCGCGCCCGCAACGCGCAACGUUGAGAGUAGGAGCAGCCAGAGUACUACAGAGGCACCGCGCAUCCCUUCUCCGGCUGUGAGCACAUCCAGCUCGUUCAUGGUCAACUAUACCCUGAGCUCACAGGCAACCAACAACACAAACGCCUCUACUACCUCUACUGCUACGAGCUAUACCGCACCACCUCCGUACAAGCCUGCACCUGCGUGGGACGGAGUUAGUAGCCAUAAUUCAACGCCUACUUCAACACCUGGACCAACUAGAGCCCCUUCACAAGCCUCGCUAGCUCAAGGAAUCCAGCACCAGAGCAGUAUGGGAUCUAUCCGACGACGUCCCGUGCCUUCAAGAGCAGCUUCUAUGCCAGUAACUGAUUCAGGACCUGCUCCAUCUACUAAUAGUACUACCGCGAAUAUUGCAGCUGCUGGCUCAAUUUCAAACACGGUAGAGCCUGCAACAGUAACAUCAGGCCCUCCACCAGGUCGGGCUCUCAAGCACACACUCUCUGCGACACUAAGCGGCCCGUUCAGUUUUGGCUUUGAUGGUUUUGGUCUUGGAGAAGAGGUGCUACCGCUGGAUCGACACAAUAGCCUUCCGGAGACCCUGGCAGACAAGCCACGUUCUUUGUCAGGCAAGGAAAGUAGAGGCAGCUUAUUGCAGCAGAACAGGCACAUGGCAUCCUCAUCCAUCCAUACCAUUGCUGAACUUUCCUCGUCUCCUUCUACCGCUAGCGCGCCAUCGCAUUUUUCCAGCAAGCAAAGUGCGCCUAUCGCAGCCUAUGCUAUGGUGCCACCUAUUCCCCUUGGCAGUCCCGAGAGCUUUGCUCGCUCCACGAACAAUGGAGGAAUUGCAUCACCCAUCGCAGGGCCAGACAAACUUGUGUUUCAAAAGUUUUUCCGUUCUGGACCCAUUAUGGGUGAUAAUCAGUGGCAUAGUGUUCUAGCUAGUGCGGCUGCUACGACUGCUGCUGUUACUACUACAACAACAGCUACACAUCCAUCACAAGCCAUUGCUCCCAUGGCUAGCUCGUCCAGUUUAUCUUCCAGAUUCUCUGGCUCAACAGUGGCACCAUCUCCCAACCCCGGACCGAUGGCAGGAUCUGCUACUGCAUACAAUGCGGCGUCUCCGAGGUCAUUUGCGAACCGUAUGCCUUCCUACUCUUCCUUUUCCACCCACCCAUCGUCUGCUUCACAAGCAAGUGGCCCGACUCCUUCGACGGUCACUGCUUGGUCACCACCCCAGUCACAACAGCCGAUAUCACAACAAAGCACGGUUCCCCAAAAGACUGCCAAAUCUAUGCCGCCUCCUGCCGCCUCUACUCAUGCCGCUUAUCCCGGGCAGCAGUCUUCGUUUACCCAGAGAGCCAUGGCCGAAUCCAAGCCGCUGCCGAACAAAUCCCAGUAUACCCAUGCUGCCCAGUCAAGCUAUUCCGGGUCGUCUGGUAUUACGUCUCAAAAGACUGUUGCAGGCAUUGCCCCGAAACCACAACAGUAUACAGCCACCACGCCUGCCCCUAAUCCUUCACCGGCUUCUCAAACAAAGCCACAGUCAUCAAACAAGAAGCCAGUGCCCAAGCAACAUGGUGAUCAUCAUACGAUUACUGGGAAGCCAGACAGCGCUAAAGCUAGUCAUCACAAGCAUGCAGCCCAUCCACCGCAACCAUCAAAGAAGAAGGCUGCCUCGAGUAAGACAACACAACCUACGCCAUCGUCUAAGCCUGAGCCAAAACUCGGCUCUAAACCUAAGCCUCAGCCUGAAUCUAAACCUAAGCCCAAGCCCAAGCCUGCGUCAAAAUCUGCAACGAAUCCAGUAUCGAAAACAUCAUCACAUGCACAAAAAGAGAAGCACCACAAUCCUCACUCAGCAGCAAAGAAGAAGUCAACCCACGGAAACAAAGCUGCUCACGACCAAUCCCACCACCAGAAAGGCCAUCAACAUCACGUCCAGCCCAAAGGUGCAUCCGAAAGCCACCACCAGGAGAAUAUUGUCCAGCAUUAUCAGGUCAAUACGUACAAUACGUAUACGAAUACAAAUGUGACGAAUAAUGACUGGGGCUCCACCGCAGAAUGCCCUUCCGAUUUUGACGAUGCUCUGCAUUAUGCUGGCAGGAAAGCAUUCCUCAGCGCUGACGGGGACGAUUUUGAUCCAGAGGGUACCGAUGACGGGUCGGGCAUGAGUGUAAAUCAUGAUCCUAGCGAUGACCCAGACGCAUUUGGAUCACAAGGCGAAACUGGAGAUUGGCAGUCAGGCGAUGAUGACAAUGAUCAAGAUGUUGAACAGCCGUUGGAUGACGAGGAUAACGAUGAUCAGACUCGAUGGCAACCGCCUGAUGAUGACGACGACGACUUUGCUCAAGACCCAAGUCGGGAGAUUGACAUGGGCGACGAUGGUGAUGUUCAAGACCCAAGCCGCGGGUCUGAAGCUGAUGAUGACGACGAAGUUCGAGAUCCAAGUCACGGGUUUAACGAUUUCGACGACGGGUUCAACCACACAUCGUCGACAGAUGUCUACAACGACAACGAUGAUGAUUUUGCAGCAGCUGACCAGUCGUACAGCAAUCAAUGGGGUGGCACAUCUUCCUUCGAUGAGAAUCAAAUUGACCACCAUACGAGCGAUAUGUAUGCGGAGCAGGAAGAGUAUCAACAGGGUCAGGAGUACCAGUCAUCGCAGCAAAUGCAGGGAGGAGGAAGCUACGAUGACUAUCAGGCUGCACAGAACGACUAUGGUCAAGACAAUGAGUACAAUGGUGAUGGCUAUGGUCCCGGCUAUAAUCAUGAUGAUGCAGCAAGCCAAGCCAGCUAUGAUGGCUUUGGAAACAACACUCAACAAGACCAUGAUAACGGUCAAGAAGACUAUGAUAACGAUCAACAAGACUAUGAAAACAGUCAUCAAGGCUAUGACAACAGUCACGACGGCUACAAUAAUGGUCACGAAGACUACAAUAAUGGUCACGAAGACUACAAUAAUGGUCACGAAGACUACAAUAAUGGUCACGAAGACUACAAUAAUGGUCACGAAGACUACAAUCCCGGUAAUGACCAAGACCCUGACUACUACAAUGGUGGCUAUGAUCCUGAUCAGGACAUUAAUCAUAACAAUGAUGACGAAGGAUUUGAAAACAAUCAGGGAGGCAGCUACAAUGAUGCUUUCAACAACGGCGGCUACUCCAAUGACCAAUAUUACGACCACAAUCAAGGCGGGUAUGAUAAUCAGUACCACGAUUACCCUGGCGAUGAAGAUGGCAAUCAGAAUGGUUACAAUGGCGAUGAAGAUGACAAUCACAACGGCUACCAAGGAGAUGAAUACGACAAUCAAGAUAACUACCCUGCUGGUGAAGAGGUGGAUGGUGAUGAUGGAGACAAUGGAGAUGGCGAUGGAGGCGAUGGAGACGAUGGAGACGAUGGCGGCGACGGGGACGAUUAUUGAAGCAACUAAGCUGUCCAUUUAUAUAUAUGUACGUAUAGGAAUUGUAUCAGAUAUUCUUUGUGUUCUAUUCUCUAGCCACCAAAAAAUGGUACCAGUACAGCAAAGUGUAGUAGAUAGCAUCAUAAUCCUUAGUAUUCUCAACAACUACAGCACAACACCCAAGAGUCCCCCUAGAGUCGCAAUUUCUCCAGCGCCAUCACCCACCACACGUGGCAGACAGAUAUCUCCACAGAGGGUACCAUAAAUAGACCUGGUUGUCA
Molecule: messenger RNA, 5505 nt
Organism: [Torrubiella] hemipterigena
Lineage: Eukaryota; Fungi; Ascomycota; Sordariomycetes; Hypocreales; Clavicipitaceae
Source: the annotation of a GenBank genome assembly